This is a messenger RNA of Erythranthe guttata (spotted monkey flower), 1214 nucleotides long. RefSeq lists its product as uncharacterized. The record is from RefSeq and is a predicted model, not a curated record. NCBI's taxonomy places the organism in Eukaryota, Viridiplantae, Streptophyta, Magnoliopsida, Lamiales, Phrymaceae. Gene Ontology annotation, molecular function: oxidoreductase activity.
UUAAAUAAUUCAAACUUCAAAUAAUCACCCACCGUCUAUCUCUUCUCUCUCUCACACUGUCUCACACACACACAACACGAACAGAGAUGACGGAGAGUAGAAAUCACGUGUCCAGCAGCUUGGAGCCGUGGCUUGAGCUGAGAAACAAAGUCGUGAUGGUGACCGGCGCGUCAUCCGGACUGGGCCGCGACUUCUGCUUGGACUUAGCCAAAGCCGGCUGCAGGAUCAUAGCCGCCGCUCGGCGAAUCGACCGCUUGCAAUCACUCUGCGACGAGAUUAACAACGGCGCCGCAGGCUCAACGAGGUCCAACGAGCCGAGCCGAGUUCAACCCAGAGCAGUGGCUGUUGAGCUUGACGUCAGCGCCGGUGGAGCCACAAUUGAGGCUUCUGUGCAGAAAGCUUGGGACGCCUUUGGAAGAAUCGAUGCUUUGAUCAACAAUGCUGGCGUCAGAGGCAGUGUGCAUACACCGUUGAAUUUGAGGGAAGAUGAGUGGAACGAGAUUGUUAGGACAAACCAGACUGGCGCCUGGUUGGUCUCGAAAUACGUCUGCAGUCAUAUGCGUGAUGCGAAGCAAGGUGGCUCUGUCGUAAAUAUAUCCUCGAUUGCAGGUCUUAAUCGUGGGCAACUACCUGGAAGUCUCGCUUAUGCUGCUUCAAAGACUGCCGUUAAUACCAUGACAAAGAUGAUGGCGAUCGAAUUAGGGGUGUACGGAAUAAGAGUGAACUCUAUAUCCCCGGGGCUUUUUAAAUCGGAGAUAACAGAGAAUCUCAUGGAAAAAGAUUGGCUCAAAAAUGUUGCCACGAAGACAGUCCCUUUAAGAACGUACGGUGAAUCAGAUCCAGCAUUGACAUCACUUGUGCGUUAUUUGAUCCAUGAAUCUUCCGAAUAUGUGUCUGGAAAUGUUUAUGUUGUCGAAGCUGGAGCUACUUUACCUGGUGUUCCGAUUUUCUCCUCUCUUUAGAUACCGUAUUUUUGAGAUAUAUACUCUGUUCUUGAAUUGUUGUUGUGUGUGUUAGUAAAUGGUAAAAGAUAUAUUAAGUACAACACUAUAGUGUAAUAAUUUGUUUCAGAAUUUACAUCUUCCUGUAAAAUCUAUUCAUGUAAAUCGGAGUUGUAUAAGUAGUCUUGGCUUAUUAGAGCCAAGAUUAUGAAUUUCUAAUCCCACCCCAACCUUCCAUUUGAAAUAUAUUAUCUGAAUUUUUAAAUAAAAAAA